AUGCCUUCGGAAGCGUUCUCGGUCGAGUACACGGGGCGGGUGGCCAUCGUGACCAUCACCAACGAGAAGAAGCUGAACGCGCUCUCGGGCCUGCAGUACUUUGAGCUGUCGCAGAUCCUGCGCGAGAUCGCGACCCACGACGAGGUCUACAUCACGUUCCUGACGGGCAAGGGCCGCUACUUUUCCGCAGGCGCCGACGUCUCGUUCGGCAAGAGCGUGCCCGAGGGCUCGGACCCGUACUUUGAGUGGAUGCGGUCGUUCGUGGCCAACAACCUGAACGCGACGCAGGCCUUCUACACGCACCCCAAGAUCCUGGUGGUGGGGCUGAACGGGCCGGUGAUCGGGCUGUCGGCGGCGCUGGUGUCGUUUGCCGACUUUGUGUACGCGGCGCCGCACGCCUUCCUGCUGACGCCCUUCUCGUCGCUGGGCCUGGUGGCCGAGGGCGGCGCCAGCCGCGCCCUGGUGCAGCGCCUCGGCAUCAGCAAGGCCAACGAGGCCCUCAUCAUGAGCAAGCGCAUCCCCAGCGACGAGCUGCUGGCGACGGGCUUCGUCAACAAGAUCUUCGACUGCGCCAAGGGCGAGGACGCAAAGUUCCGCGAGCUCGUGUUGCGCGAGAUCGACGACCGCCUGGGCGAGCACCUGAUCGGCGACAGCCUGACGGGCAUCAAGGCCCUGAUCCGCCGGCCCGAGAGGGACGUGCUGGACCUGCAGAACACGAACGAGGUGUUUGCUGGGCUGGGCAGGUUCAUGAGCGGCGUGCCGCAGGAGGAGUUCGCCAAGAUUGCGAGCGGGAAGAAGCGUCACAAGUUGUAA
Messenger RNA from Neoarthrinium moseri, 813 nucleotides. RefSeq lists its product as uncharacterized. NCBI's taxonomy places the organism in Eukaryota, Fungi, Ascomycota, Sordariomycetes, Amphisphaeriales, Apiosporaceae. The transcript is spliced from 2 exons. Gene Ontology annotation, biological process: fatty acid beta-oxidation. The record is from RefSeq and is a predicted model, not a curated record. Gene Ontology annotation, cellular component: peroxisomal matrix. The coding region runs from base 1 to 813 and encodes 270 amino acids.